Messenger RNA from Hylaeus volcanicus, 1365 nucleotides. RefSeq lists its product as uncharacterized. The transcript is spliced from 7 exons. NCBI's taxonomy places the organism in Eukaryota, Metazoa, Arthropoda, Insecta, Hymenoptera, Colletidae. Bases 176 to 859 code for a protein of 227 amino acids. Gene Ontology annotation, cellular component: membrane; intracellular membrane-bounded organelle. Gene Ontology annotation, molecular function: heme binding. The record is from RefSeq and is a predicted model, not a curated record.
AUCUAUUGAACAAAGUUUGUUGCAUGAUUAGUACCUUUCCACCUAAGGUGGUGUGAUGCUUGUUUAAACAUCAGACGAUCGUCUAUACUUAAUACUUUGUUUACCUCUUUUAGUGGUAUCUAUAUAAUAUUCGAAUACAUUUUAAAACUUAUUAUUUCAUUCAAGAAAUAAAAAUAUGGCGUCUGGGGAUACUGCUGUUGCUGAAUCCACUUCUACAAAAUUGUACACGAAGAAUGAAGUGAAAACACACACGGACAGCAGUGAUGUGUGGAUUAUUAUUAAUAAUAGCGUUUACGACUUAACUUCAUUUUUGAAUAAGCAUCCAGGUGGAGAAGAAGUUCUUUUGGAACACGCUGGCCGUGAUGGCACAGAAGCUUUUGAAGAUAUCGGACACUCUAGCGAUGCGAGAGAAAUGAUGGUCUCAUAUAAGAUCGGAGAACUUGUAGAAGCAGAAAGAGCUACUGGAACUGCAAGUGGAUUGUCCAAAGAUGACAAUUCCAGAACUAAAAAUAUGGCGUCUGGGGAUGCUGCUGUUGCUGAAUCCACUUCUACAAAAUUGUACACGAGGAAUGAAGUUAAAACACACACGGACAGCAGUGAUGUGUGGAUUAUUAUUAAUAAUAGCGUUUACGACUUAACUUCAUUUAUGAAUAAGCAUCCAGGCGGAGAAGAAGUUCUUUUGGAACAUGCUGGCCGUGAUGGCACAGAAGCUUUUGAAGAUAUCGGACACUCUAGUGAUGCAAGAGAAAUGAUGGUCCCAUAUAAGAUUGGAGAACUUGUAGAAGCAGAAAGAACGAAUGGAACUGCAAGUGGAAUGUCCGAAGAUGACAAUUCCAGUCGGUGCUGCAUCGUGAUGUGAUGAUUGGCAAUUGCAGUGGUUCUUGGAGGUCGUGGCUGAUUCCUAUUGCACUUGGGGUUCUGGCGACGCUUGUCUACCGUUAUUUUAUCAAAGCACAUUAAAUCAUUCCUAAUUACUAUUUUGUAAUUUGUAUUGUACAUAAAUAAUUGUUAUAAAUAAUUAAUGGGCGGAUAUUACAAAUAUGCACAUUAUUACAAUUUUUUUACAACAUGAAAUUGCACAUACAAACUGGCCUAACAUAAAGCCAACAAAAGAAGAAAGUUCAUUGAAACUAAAAGACAUACGUACAUUCAGUUUCACAUAUAUAUGGAAUACUAAUAUGAAAUGACAUUUAAAGUUGGUUAAUAUCCUUAAAUUUUAAUAAUAAAUGAACAUACACUGCAAAGGCAGUAAGUCUAGCUUCUUCAAUGUAUCGCGAAUAAUUGCAUUUUACAGAUCAAAUUUAUUAAACGUUUAUUGUAAAUUUAUGUGUAUAAUGAAAAUAAACUACUUUUUGUUAUGUUUUA